CGAAUAGACACCAGCCGACCGACUGCGACGCAUCUUCUUAACAACCGAUCGCCCACUUCUUACCUUUCCCAUCCUGUGUCCGCCCACGAUGGAUCCUCAGACGCAGCUCGACAUCGCCAAGCUCAACGAUGGCGACAGAAAAGAAUUGACCCAGUACCUCGCAAAUGAGGCGCAGAAAUCCAAUAUCCAGCAAACUGUUCAUGGCCUUGCCGAUAUCUGUUGGAAGAAGUGCAUCACCGGAAAGAUCUCGUCAGGUCGCCUGGACCAGCCUGAGGAAGCUUGUGCGCAGAACUGUGUGGAGCGAUGGAUGGAUACGAACUUCGCUGUCUUGAAGCAUCUCGAAAACCUUCGGGGACAAUAAAAGCUUCCUGUUCCGACAGGUGUUCACAAACUUUUCUUUUGUUUUUUUGUUUCUUGGUUUUCUGUAUCUUGUUCUACCUAGACGCUCGGUCUGCUGUCACGGAACCCUCAGGCUUUACGCUCUCCCUGUUCGCAUUGAAAUCCUUUCCGUACGGUGAUACCAGGAUAUGUUUUCUCUAGGUUGUAAGGUUUUCGACCUUACUCGCUGGUAAGACUCUGGAAAUUCAAUCAGCUUAACCUCUAUCCGAGAAGAGCCGUAAGUGCCAUGGCCUGUCACAAGGCAGGCUCGACUGUUUGGAGUUUCUCGCUACAGCAUAAGACAUAAUAUGAAAAUGGCUACCAUAUUGAAACG
Messenger RNA from Aspergillus homomorphus CBS 101889, 712 nucleotides. Its product is annotated as Tim10/DDP family zinc finger protein. The coding region runs from base 89 to 361 and encodes 90 amino acids. The record is from RefSeq and is a predicted model, not a curated record. Lineage: Eukaryota; Fungi; Ascomycota; Eurotiomycetes; Eurotiales; Aspergillaceae. The transcript has 2 exons.